GACCACAUGCGACCCAGAUUCAAGUACGCGCUGCCUGUUUUCGCGGGGUUUCUGGUCGGCGCAUCAAGAGACACCACGCACCAGCAGGGCUGUGGGCGUCGUUGUGCGCGCCGGUGGGUGCCUUGCCGCACGCUCGACCCCUCACACAGAAGCGACACAACCGAAACAGCAAUCAAAAUGCGGAAUUCUUGGUGCCCUUGGCUUAUGAGCAGCAGCGGGAAGUAUUGGCAUCCAAUCUACUCCAGGUUUUGCUGCGAUCCCAUGCUCCUGUCACGCCAUCCCAUCAUCACUGGUGGCGACAGCUGUGGCUGGUUGGCUGGUUAUACCGCAUACCUUGGAUUACAGAGCCACCCGACUGACCAUCGGAUGCCUUGUUGGCUUCCCGGCUCGGGCGAAUGGCCUGUUGCACUCGCAUUCUAUGCAAGUGGGCCAUCGAUGCUUGCCAAAUGCCCCUCACUCCGACGAGAUGUUUAUGGUACACCAAAUUGCGUACUCGCCUGCAGAACCAUUUAAUAUGUUCUCGAUCUUCGGCCCAAAUGUUCAUGGACCAGCUUGCCAGCCUUGGAGUCGCGCCGGCCGUAUGUAGAUGAACUCUGUCGCAACCACAUCCCCUGCCAUUCCCUGAGCAUAUAGUGCACUUCUAACACGUUGAGGCCCUCGAAAGGUCCCCUGAAUGGCUCCGGGUUUUCAUGUCUCAAACGGUCGCCAGCUUUGGGCGGGAUGUCCACGCAUCCACGUUUCCACUCUUGGCUCUUCGCCAAGUGCCCAGCAAGUAGGCCAAGAAUUGAGCGAUUAUCACAUUGAGGCUAUGCACGCUUACGAGGC
This is a messenger RNA of Alternaria rosae, 825 nucleotides long. RefSeq lists its product as uncharacterized. The record is from RefSeq and is a predicted model, not a curated record. The transcript has a single exon. Bases 7 to 513 code for a protein of 168 amino acids. NCBI's taxonomy places the organism in Eukaryota, Fungi, Ascomycota, Dothideomycetes, Pleosporales, Pleosporaceae.